AUGUUCUCGGAGGAUGCGAACAGCUCAAUGAGUACGCAAGCUGUCGCGGCGCGCCUCCAGGCGACACAUCAGUCCAAAGUGUACAAACGGACUCAGCGUCUAGAUGGAAACCAACUGAGCCUCCUCUUUUAUACCCUUAACCGGCCGAAUCUAGGUGACAAUGUCAGGGACGGGACCGUACUGCCGCCGGGAGCUCAUUUGAUUUACUUCACCCCAAGAACCACGACGAACAGGCUGAACGAGGACGGCACCGACUCAACUUUCACCGCCGAACCGCCCUUUCAACGGCGGAUAUGGGGCGGUGGUGAGAUGGUGUGGGAGCGUGCCAACCCGCUCCUGGUCGGCGACACAGUCCUUGAGACGACGCAGCUUGAGACCUGCGAGGUAAAACGGGAUGCCCAAGGCGACGAAAUGCUGCUCCUGACGGUUGCACGACGUCUGGAGAAUGGAAAGGGGUUGGCUGUGACUGACAGACGACACGUGCUGCUCAGGCAAAACGCGACCAGCAAUUCAAGGACGACGGAAAAGGGGCCAUCCCAAUCGCAAAGGCAUCCAGGUCCAUCAACUGCCCAGGCCCUCCAACAGGGAGCAAAUCCCAAAGCACUCAGCCGUACAGUCAGACUUGACGAGGUCACUGUAUUUCGGUACUCUGCACUCACCUUUAAUUCCCACAGGAUCCACUAUUCGCUUCCCUGGGCCCGGGACGUCGAAAAGUACCCGCAGCUCCUUGCUCAGGGGCCGUUGGGCAUCACUCUUCUCCUCGACCUCUGGGGAGACAGCCGUGCGACGCAACAGAGCGACUCCGAUCUUGAAGACAGGCCCCAGAUGCCGACCUCGGCCAGGAAGCUAACUUAUCAAUCAAUGAAGCCGCUGUUUGUCAACGAAACGUGCAAUCUCAACAUGCUCGAGCGCGGCGCCGGGAUGGCGUUGUUGUGGAUCCAGAAGGAGGACGGCACGGUUGGAAUGAAGGCCGAGAUUGAAUGCUUCCAACUGCAGGAGAAGUUGUAA
Messenger RNA from Cladophialophora immunda, 1008 nucleotides. RefSeq lists its product as uncharacterized. Gene Ontology annotation, cellular component: mitochondrion. The transcript has a single exon. Lineage: Eukaryota; Fungi; Ascomycota; Eurotiomycetes; Chaetothyriales; Herpotrichiellaceae. The coding region runs from base 1 to 1008 and encodes 335 amino acids. The record is from RefSeq and is a predicted model, not a curated record. Gene Ontology annotation, molecular function: (3R)-hydroxyacyl-[acyl-carrier-protein] dehydratase activity.